This is a messenger RNA of Ipomoea triloba (trilobed morning glory), 589 nucleotides long. RefSeq lists its product as uncharacterized. The record is from RefSeq and is a predicted model, not a curated record. NCBI's taxonomy places the organism in Eukaryota, Viridiplantae, Streptophyta, Magnoliopsida, Solanales, Convolvulaceae. The coding region runs from base 140 to 589 and encodes 149 amino acids. The transcript is spliced from 2 exons.
GGAGAGGGAGUGAGGGAGAGUUGUAGGAAGAAGACUGUGCUGCUAGGAAGGAGACAGAGAGAGAGAGAGAGAGAGAGAGAGAGAGAUCUCUAUCUAUCUUGUUGGUGAGAUCAGCAGCUGAAAGGCAAAAUCUUUGCAGAUGGGGAGGGAGGUUGCCAGCUUACGUAUCGACAAGAAAGCCAAUGUUGCCAAUUUAAAACCAAAUUGUACUGGUUAUGGAACAGUUGACAUUAAUGGCUCGGAGGCACUUGGAAGAGACGCGAAUAUUGAGGAUUGCCGUGAGAAGCAAGAUGUGCUAUCUGUUAAGAUCACAAAUUGUGAGGCCGGUGAGCCUGAGGGAAAAGUUGUGAAAGCUGACACUCUAAAGUUGAGUGAUAAGAAGUCGAACUCAACCGUGAAGCCUGCCUCGGAGUCUGCUAUUGUAGAUGCAACUUUAGACACAAACCCUGAUAUGUUGAAGUCCCCCGGCCCUGGUCUUGUUGCCAAGCAUCAUGCUAACGGUGUUGAGGCUACUGAUACUGGUUCGAACUGCUCUUCGAAAUCAAAUGAUCUGCACUCCCCGUUGAGUGCAAAAAGGUCACAGGUAUAG